AAUUUAUUAUAUGCACAGGUUCUCGCGGAACUGAAACCAUAUGUGGUUCUGGCAGAGCAACUAGGAAGACUGGCUGUGCAGUUGGUGGCUGGAGGAAGUGGUGUAAAGAACGUGAAAGUGACCUACGCCUCGGCUCGAGCCACUGAUGAUCUUGACACUAGACUUCUCAGAGCAAUGAUAACAAAGGUUAUCAUUGAGCCGAUCUCUGAUGUGUAUGUGAACCUGGUCAACGCAGAUUACACAGCAAAACAGAGAGGCCUGAGAAUUUCAGAGGAACGUAUUGUCCUUGAUGGUUCACCAGAGAGCCCACUCGAGACAAUCACGGUUCAGCUAGGCAACGUCGAGUCCAAAUUCGCGAGCGCCUUAUCUGAGACUGGAGACGUCAAAGAUGAAGGAAGAGUUAAAGAUGGGGUCCCCCAUUUGACAAAAGUGGGGUGUUUUGAAGUAAAUGUGAGUCUUGAAGGAAGUAUAAUAUUGUGUAGGCAGGUAGAUCAGCCUGGCAUGAUCGGAACUGUUGGAAACAUCUUGGCAGAAUCGAAUGUUAAUGUCAGUUUCAUGAGUGUUGGGAGAAUUGCGCCGUGGAAGCAAGCGGUUAUGGUGAUUAGUGUUGAUGACAUGCCGAGCAAAGAGACUUUGAAGAAAAUUGGAGAGAUUCCGGCCGUUGAGGAGUUUGUGUUCCUCAAGUUAUAGUUUUGUUAAGAGGACUCGAUGAAAGAAUGGCUUUGGCUUUAUUUCUUUUGUUGUUUUCUACAGUUUUGAUAGUGCCAACGUAGCUUAAGAGAGAGUGAGACUUAGUGAGA
Camelina sativa (false flax) is the source of this 800-nucleotide messenger RNA. NCBI's taxonomy places the organism in Eukaryota, Viridiplantae, Streptophyta, Magnoliopsida, Brassicales, Brassicaceae. The record is from RefSeq and is a predicted model, not a curated record.